This is a messenger RNA of Lytechinus variegatus (green sea urchin), 2938 nucleotides long. RefSeq names its product E3 ubiquitin-protein ligase TRIM71-like. NCBI's taxonomy places the organism in Eukaryota, Metazoa, Echinodermata, Echinoidea, Temnopleuroida, Toxopneustidae. Gene Ontology annotation, cellular component: nucleoplasm; chromatin. The record is from RefSeq and is a predicted model, not a curated record. Gene Ontology annotation, molecular function: zinc ion binding; ubiquitin-protein transferase activity. The transcript has 2 exons. The coding region runs from base 136 to 2034 and encodes 632 amino acids. Gene Ontology annotation, biological process: positive regulation of DNA-templated transcription.
GUUCCUACUUCAAUUCACAGUAGUGUGCUUUUACAAUUGCAGCACUACGAAUGAUUUGUAUCGAAAUGCACUGUUGGCUUCGUUGUAAUGUGAUAGUUCUUGUGGUUGGAUUUAAUUAGAUCUCUUUAUUUAGCGAUGGCUGAGAAGUGUGGAUCAGAGAAAGCAUCAAGCUCUUCACCGAACCUGAUAUGUCCAUUAUGUCUUGAUAUAUUUGUCGAGGCGACAAUCUUAACUUCAUGUGGACAUACAUUUUGUAGGCGAUGCCUCAAGAAAUACGAUCUAACCCACCAGGACCUUGAUCACAUGGUCUGUCCUCUCUGCAGGGAGAUCACCAAGUUAUCCGCCAACCGUGUCGAUGAUCUCCGCCUCAAUGUCUCCAUCAACGGAUGCGUAGACGAUUACCACACCAAGUGUGGAGGGAUGAAUGCUGUCCUUGAGAAGUGCCAGAAAUGCACCGCUUGCAAGUCUCUGAAAGACGCUGUAUCAUUCUGCAGAACAUGUAAUUAUUACAUGUGUAAUGAGUGCUUACAUUGUCAUCAACAUCUUACAGUUGUCUUCGAAGGUCAUGAGAUUUUAUCCAUGGAUGAUGUCAUCGAAGGGAAGGUCAGCAUUGGUCAUUUAUUCGAGAAGUGUUCUAUCCACAAGCAAGAGAACAAAGAUAUGUUUUGUGAGGAUUGUAAGGUCCACGUCUGCCAAAAGUGCGUACUCGUUGAUCAUCAAAAUCACAAAAUCAAGAACCAGGUUAACUUUGAGCAGGAGUUGCGACAGAAGGUGACAGACCUUGCUCAACGAUGUGCUGACAAGAAAGCAGAGCUGGAAAAGAACAUUCAGAACAUAGAAAUACAACGUCAUGAGGUACACACUGCAGUGCAGACACUACUAGAUGAUGUCAAGCAAGCCUACAGUAUCAAGGCCAAGGAGCUGGAAGAAAAUCUUCGAAAUCUCACCGAGCAGAUACAUGCCUUACAGCAUAGUUUUGAUGACGACCUCGACGUCUUGAAGUCAAAAGAUCGACAGAGGAUCAAGAGUAUUUGUAGUUCAAUUACUUUGGUAGAUAAUGACAGAUUGGGUCAUCUUGAGACAGACACUCUAUCUGCUCAUAUCUUGCUCUGUGAGGAGCUGGAUACCAUGCUGAAGGAGGUUACUGAUCACACUUCUGCGGAAGCUAUUAGGAAGAAAGCACAGGAGAAGAGGUUCAAACCAGCAGAUGAUACUCGUCUUGACCUCGGGAGCAUCUCAGGAUCAGAUCCCAAGAUGAAAGUCAUUACGUGUGUUGAUCUACGGGGAGUGAUGCUCGGUAUGACAAGGUACUCCAAUAGCACUGUCGCUAUCGGGUAUGGGGGAUAUGCACAAGGUAUUGAUAUCAUUGAUUCAAAUGGAGGAAAGCAGCGGUAUAGAAACACACCCUUAAGUGACAUGAAUUGUUAUGAUCUGGUUUUGCAACGGGACGGGGCGUUAUGCGUGUCGACUGGUUCUAGAGAAGCCUACAUCUACUCUUCCCUUGGUUCCAGGAAAGCAACAAUCCACGUGAGAAACAAUGAAUAUUUUCUCAGAGUUAGCAGGAGUCCAUCAGAUGAAAUCAUCAUUACUAACUAUGGAAAACAAGUCUAUAUCUAUGACCCGACAGGAUCCACUCUUAAACACACUGUUCAAACAAAGCACGAUACGAGGCAGGCAUCUACCACCAGGACGGGUUUGAUCGUCACGAGUUCAUGCUAUACCAAUCCAAGCGUGGUGACGGUCUAUGACAGGGAUGGGAAUGCUGGUGAGUCUCUACAAGCUCCAGAGUGUGUCUACAUGUAUGCUGCCGUGGAUGAGCAGGACAGGGUGUAUGUAGCGAGUGUUGAUGAGAAGAAUAGUAGCGUCGUGAUCAGGCUCUAUGAUCUUGAUGGUCUGAACCUGAAGGAAAGAGUUGAGUUCAAUGCACUUGAUAUGACAUUGAAAGAUUAUUGGUGUUACUUAGUUUCCCUCUCCCCAGACAUGCUCGCCUUUGCUUAUGGCAAAAAUUUAUAUUUCAUCAAGGUAUCACUGUAAUCCACGUUAUAUCACACCAUGUAGUAUGGGGACUGACGUGCUUUCAUCCUGCUACAAUACAAAUUUACUUUAACACGUGUCGAUAUUCAGUAUUACAUGUAUAUUACUUACCACGUGAUAUCUUCAUCCAAUGAUAGAAUCACUUAAUGUGAUAUACUACUGAUAAUAAUAAUAAUAAUAAUAAUAAUAAUAAUUAAAGAUUUUUAUAGCGCACAUAAUUGUCGAUGACACUCAAGGCGCACAAUUAACUUAUCUAAAACAGAAAUGAAAUAAAUAAAUACAAAAAAAUGAACAAACUGACAAGAAAUUACAAUGGUUUAGUAUAAAUUAGUGAACAGGUGGAGAUGUGAAUAUAUAAUUUAUAUUCAUUUUCUAAUAUAUGCGUAUUUAAAUACAAACUUUAUCUCAAUUAUUAUAUACAUAAUAUUGCAUAUAGGAAUGUAUUGUAUACGGUGUAAAGUAUAAUUAAAUAUCGUCCAUUAUCGUUAUAUUAAUGUGUAGAGUCUUUAUAAGAAUUAUUUAGAGAAAAUUCAUAAAGAUAGAUUCCACUUUCUUUAAUUCUAGAUUAACUUAAACGUUCAAUUGCUAUUCGACUCAUAUACUCAAGUGUUCAGUGCCAGAUUUUCUCUGUUUACAUUCAAGUAUGUAUAUAUGUAACCACGAUCGCUUACGAUCCCCCAAAUUGACACAAUUUAUUUGCUUUUUCAAGAACAUUCCAGCAAUCUCUAUCCCCAAAAGUUCGGUUUCUUUUUCAUUGCAAGUUUAAGAUCAUGAAAGCAGCCUAAAGAAAAAAAAGAAACGUGCAAAAAAGCAACCCAAACUUCUAUGCAAUAAUUCGAAAGACCUGGUUAUCACCUUUAACGUAGAGGGGCAACUCCAGGUCGAUUUGUGGUAAUUUUCUUUU